This is a messenger RNA of Nyctereutes procyonoides (raccoon dog), 643 nucleotides long. RefSeq names its product protein shisa-like-1. The transcript is spliced from 4 exons. Bases 167 to 640 code for a protein of 157 amino acids. The record is from RefSeq and is a predicted model, not a curated record. Lineage: Eukaryota; Metazoa; Chordata; Mammalia; Carnivora; Canidae.
ACCUUCUAGAAAUUGAAGCCUACACUAGAAGCCUGCCUGAUUGCUUCAGGUUUAGACUCUCAGGCAGCAGUGAUGUUUCUGCAAGGACUGUCUUCUGUGUUCUCAGCCAUGGAUUAGAGAGAUGUUGGGGUUCCUGAGACCAGGGCUGAGGUGGAGAUGACCUCUCAUGGCCUUUCAGAGGAGGCUGGGCCUGUUGCUGACUGGCCUGACAGGAGGGCUGCUGCUCCUCCAGAACUGGGUGACACCUGCUCUGCCGACCUCUCUCUCAGCAUUGGCCCACCACCCCCACUUGUGCCAGACCACCUGGGAUGCUGAUGGCCGCCACUACCCCGGUUUCUUCUGUCCUCGGCUCUCUGACACCCCGGAGGAAGCCUACUGCUGCCACCUGCAGGCUGCAGGGGGCUACUGCUGCACCCGGGCUGAAUUUGAGGCCUUGUACCAGGUCAACCAGUCCGCCGUUCCGUCCCCACCCAUUCUCAGGGGCAGGGGCCCGCUCCUCGCCCUGAGCCUCUAUACCGUGCUGCUCGUGGCCCUGAUGACCGCCGACCUCGCGCACUUCUGCUGCGGUCGGGGCGCGGGCCGGCCGCCCUCGGCGUCCUCCGCCGCGCGCCCCCUGCAGGUCCCUGUGGGAACGGACUAGGCG